Trametes versicolor FP-101664 SS1 is the source of this 681-nucleotide messenger RNA. RefSeq lists its product as uncharacterized. Lineage: Eukaryota; Fungi; Basidiomycota; Agaricomycetes; Polyporales; Polyporaceae. Bases 52 to 219 code for a protein of 55 amino acids. The record is from RefSeq and is a predicted model, not a curated record. The transcript has a single exon.
CGUACAGACGGAGACUAGGACCGAAACUUGUGCGAGAGACGAGAGGCGAAGAUGACUCGACCGAGCGCGGCGAACGUAAGACAAAACAAACAGGGCGCGGAAAUCAAGGGCAGCUACGACGACGAGCGCACCGGUAUCGUAAGGAUGCCAAGUGCGAGCGCGGUGGAGCCUGGGAAAUGUGAACGACUAUACACAGCAAACAAAGCUGAACAGCGAUAGAUCGUGCGGCGAGCGAGAAAGACUAGAAAGGCGAAGGAAGAUGCGCACAAAACGAAACGUCGAACGUGAACAGUGAACAACACACGACGAGUCCAGACAACGACGGCUGAACACAUUCGGGAUCCUAGUGGGGUUGGGGAGAGAGGUAGGCUACACGAGACACAAGCGCGUCGCGACAGCGUGAUAAGAAACGCGAUAAAUAGGUAGGCUGGGCGGAUGUGGGUAGACAGUCGGCACUGCGCAAAGCCGCGGGGGAGAGCGGUAAGCUGCCGAACGUUCAUGACACUGCGUGUGUUGUGUGGGAGGCAUGAUGGAAGCAUCUCCGAUAAAUAAUCGACCCGUGUGGGAAUGCGUAAAGUGGAGCGUUGAAGCGUAGAAUGGCGUCGUAACCAUGGUGUGGAGGUGGAAGGGGAAGGCUACAAAAUGUAAGCAGACAAUGGGUGGGGGAGGGGGAUACACGAU